CUGGAUCAAAGUAAACACACCGUGUUCCCGCUAGAUAUCGCUAAGCAAGACCAUUUUAAUAAUCGGCAAUGGAAUCUUUUGCUUAUUUUUCUUCUCUCUCUGGAUGCCGCCAUGGCGCCAUGUUACCUUACCUCUUGCGCGUCCGGCGGUAGGGCUGCGACCUGAUUAUAUAAUCGGUGCAUGCCACCCCCUCGUUUAUUCUUCCAGCUCCCGGCCACCAUCCAUUGUCAGCCUCUCAAGAUCCAAGAAGUCCUCCCUCACUAGCGGUGUACGGUGCCGUGUGUGUAGUAAGUUGGUACGUACGUGAUGGGCGACGACGGCGCCAAGGCGGUCACCACGACGAUCGUGCGGCUGCGGGAGCUGCUGCACAAGUGGGCGCUCGGUGCCAGAGGCGACGCCGACGACGGCGAGGAGGAGGAGGAGACGCACGCGCCGGCGGCGGGGGCGGGAGCGGGAGCGGGAGGUGCGCCGCCGUCGAUCCCGCCGUUCGUGCUGCGGCGGCUAACGAGGACGGUGACGGUGGACUCGGACGACGAGAGCUGCCACAGCCCGGAGGCGGCGCCGGACGUGCCCAGGGGUUACUGCCCGGUGUACGUGGGGCCGGAGCAGCGGCGGUUCGUGAUCCCGACCGGCUACCUGGGGCACCCCGUGUUCCGGCUCCUCCUGGAGAAGGCCGAGGAGGAGUUCGGGUUCCGGCACGAGGGCGCGCUGGCCAUCCCCUGCGACACCGAGGCCUUCAAGUACAUCCUCCAGUGCGUCGAGCGCCACGACAAGGGCCUCGCCGCCGACGACGUCGACGUCGACGAAGAAGGGAACCUGCGCACUGUGCUAGAGCCAGCGUCGUCAGUUCGUGAUGUUUCGUAGAUAGUGUCUGUAAUGCUGUAAUUUCUGUCUAUUUUUUCUAAGGAAAGACCUAAAUAUACGAUCAAGAAUUAAAUUGAUCCGUCAAAGUAGUUUGUGUGUAACUGGUUGUGAUCUAAGUAUGUUAGUACAGUUUGUAAUGGUAAUUGUUCUGGCUUUGCUGA
Molecule: messenger RNA, 1025 nt
Organism: Aegilops tauschii subsp. strangulata
Lineage: Eukaryota; Viridiplantae; Streptophyta; Magnoliopsida; Poales; Poaceae
Biological process (GO): response to auxin
Source: RefSeq, a predicted model, not a curated record